CCUCCAUCGCCUCCCUCCUUCGCAGCCUUGCUCGGCCUGGACUCUUGGACCGGAUCCUGCCGAGCGAGGACUGGGUAUUCCAGCAGCGGGCCACCAUGGCGCAAGAAGACGUAGCCAGCGAGACGGCCGAGGCGAGUAGCCCCGGGCUGCUGAUGGAGAUCGUGAGCUCCCCGCUCAACCUCAGCCUGCUGGGCCUCUGCCUCUUCCUUCUCUACCAGAUCGUCCGGGGCGACCGGCCUCGGGCCCAGCGCGACGGCGAGGAAGAGCCUCCUCCGCUGCCCAAGCUCAAGCGCCGCGACUUCACGCUGGCCGAACUGUGCCCCUACGACGGCAUCCAGAACCCGCGCAUCCUGAUGGCCAUCAACGGGAAAGUCUUCGACGUGAGCCGCGGCAGGAAGUUCUACGGGCCGGAUGGCCCUUAUGGCAUUUUUGCUGGAAGGGACGCAUCCAGAGGUCUUGCUACGUUCUGCCUGGAUAAAGAAGCACUGAAGGAUGGAUAUGAUGACCUUUCUGAUCUGGAUGCCACGCAAAGAGAGACCUUGAACGACUGGGAACAGCAGUUCACGUUUAAAUACCACUAUGUGGGCAAGCUGUUGAAGGAUGGUGAAGAGCCCACGGUCUAUUCAGAUGAAGAAGAAACAAAAGAUCCUGAACAACGCAAGAAAGAUUAGUGAACACCUGAAAGAAAAAUAUGGAGUUUUUGGAUUUUUAAAGGACCCUUGGUCACAUUCCGGUUCUAUUUUACUAUUUGAACAUCAGCUCUUUUUUAGAAAUGGAGAGCACCUCUGUUGAUUUGGCUGUAACUAAACACAGUUUAAUCUACAUUCCCAAGAAACUUUGCCAGACAACGCUGAGCUGCUUAAAUCCAAGCUGUGUGGUCCAAAUUGGAAUUUCAACCAAAAAUACCCAAAAUUUUGGUAAGAACGUACAUUCGCCCAAGCCCCUGCGCUCUGCAAUUCCCAGUCAUUUGCUGGUAACUUGACAAAAGGGCUCCUACAUAUGUCCUAUUAAGGAGUCACUGCAAAGCUGGAUGGCAUCCAGACAACAAGCAGAUGCUAGGUUUCCCCCCUCACCUCACAUGACUUCAUAGAGGUGACAGCUUUCCUGAAAUAUCCUGGAUCACAAUGAACAUUUCUUUACAAGGGAAUGUUUGACCAACUGCUGUUCCAUCCUCUCCCUACAUAAAUAAUGCUGAAAUGAAUGCUGUCGGCGACCUUUUCCUUUUGAAAUCUGUAUGAUUAAAGCAGAGUACACAUCACUGUAACUAUUUUGGAAAAGGGAUGGCAUGGUUUAUUCAUAACGUACCAAAUGAAUAUGGGGUUUUAAUUUUUAAACUUGCCAUUUUUUAAUAUGGCGAUUUACAUCCAGGUAUAGAAUUAGUAUAGUCAGCCGUACUGGUUUUAAACUUGUCUGCUUAAUGAAGUUAAAAUGCCUUCUGACAUAGAGAGGCGUGUAAACUGAGCAAAGACUGAUAAGCUUCAUUUACUUUGAACAUACUUGUCACAGAUUUAUAAGAUCUUAUAAUCAGUGGCUACUAAAGCAGUGAAUACAUGCAGCCAAAUACAGUGUACAUACCUAUUUGGAAAUGUAAAAUGUCCACCAAGGUCAAAGGGCAUAGGCAGCCAUCCAGCUAAAGUCAACCUUCUUAAAUGGUCUUUCCCGCUUAAAAGUAAUAUACACCUGUUGUACCUUCCAAAGGUGGUACACUAAAGCAGAAUGCUAAGAGGGGUCUCUUUCUGCUGUUGCUGUUAGUGCUUGGAAGCAUCUUGAAACACAAAGCUGAGAAAAGACUUAACAGAAGCAAAUGAGUUGAGCCUUGGGGAAACAGACUAGUGGUGCCACAAGACCCCUUCUCUUUCCUAUCAGGCAAGCAUAGUUACCACCUGGGGAUUCAACAUGGCGUGUGUGGGAUCCAGUUAAUGGUUAAGCCCCUGCACCAGAAUUUUCUGAUUGGCACAGGCUCAGUGUGCACUGGACUUGUAACACGGAUGUUAACAAAUUCUGCAGCUGGGGGUGGGGUCAGAAAGGAGACAUAAACUCUUUCUAGCUGAGAACUAGUUGGGCAACAGAACAAAUUGCUACGGUAAGUUGUAGGACCUGCUUGGCUGGUGACUAAAUCAUCUGGGUAACCACUGAUUUUAUAUACGGUUUAGAUCUAGGAUAGUGGUGUCCAGACAGCAUUGAUUUCAAUUCUUUAAAGCUCAUUCUUCAAUUAAGAGAAUAAUUCAGACAAGCUUUUCUUGUUCUCCAUAAUUGGAUCUUAGCCUGCAUAGUGAAACCGCAGAGCAUGCUGUGAGAGUUCAGUGCAACAGGUCAGAUGGGUAUUACCUGUGCACUGUGUACCCUAGAACUCCACUGCAAUGUUCAGAGGUUGCUCACAUGGCAAAUGAGUAUAGUCUCUCCCCCAUGCUCAAGAUAGCAAGUGAGUCUAGGGAAUCCUCACAGUGGCGGCAGCUGUAUUAAGUGACUUCAGUUACUAUGGUAGAGCAAUAAGCUUCGUUGUUUUAAUGGGUCCUUUUCCUUUCUCUCCCCAGUUUCUUCACAUAAAGCAAUAAUACUGUUCUUGAAAUAACAAUUUCCAUUGCUCAGAAAUGACUUUUCUAAUGAUAACUGCUGACUGGCCCAUUCUUAACAGGAGAAACACUUUACAGAAUAUAUAUUUUUUUGCCUGUGGGUAACACACUGCGCCUUAGAAGACCAGAUUUUGUUGGCUGAAGUGUUAUGACCUACCUCUGGAAAUUGUAGGCUAAUGAAGUCUUUAGUAUUGCUGCAUUCUUUCUUUAAAAGUCACUUGUAAUCCUUGCAAAGUUUUGGAUGGCUUUAUUUCAAAGCAAGGACAACAGGGUUGUACUUGAUUAAAAUAAAUAAAACAA
Gekko japonicus is the source of this 2873-nucleotide messenger RNA. It is a transcript of the gene PGRMC1, whose product is annotated as progesterone receptor membrane component 1. Gene Ontology annotation, cellular component: membrane; endomembrane system. The transcript has 3 exons. NCBI's taxonomy places the organism in Eukaryota, Metazoa, Chordata, Lepidosauria, Squamata, Gekkonidae. The coding region runs from base 96 to 671 and encodes 191 amino acids. The record is from RefSeq and is a predicted model, not a curated record.